GUAGGGAGAGCAAGAGUGAGAGAGAGAGGAAAAAACAUUUGAAAAGAGAUGCCACAGAGGGACAUUUCUUUCACGUAGUGAAACCACCCUCAAGCACAAACUUUACAGACAUCAAAAGGUGAGAAGAAGAAUAAAUGCUCAGAGGUCAGGAAUAGAGGCGCUUUAAUGCAGUCACCGGUGUGCGGCUACAUGUAAGAACCAAAGCAGCAUAGGACGGUUCUACUUUUCAACAUUCUGUACUGGAGCGACCGUUGACCUUAUAUCCAGAAGAAAGGGUUGACGACUUCAAAUUAAGGGCGUUCGCCACUGGAUCUGUAGAUCUAGAUUUUGCUCCUUACAACUCCUGCACCCAUAGCCUGCACCUCAUUUUCCUCACAUCAUGGGUGUCAGCAGGAAUUACGUUUGGAUUACGUGUACAUUCAGCACAUCUAUUUUAUUGGCCUUUUUCCUCCUCUCCUAUGGUCCUUUCUGUGCACAAAGUAGCCCUAUCGGCUCCCCUGAGAGGUUUCGCACCGCUCCAGGGUUUGAUGACGGACAUGGAGGGGUUCUGGAUCCUUCCCUCCUGGAGCAGAACAGUGAGGUAGACAUGCAGAGCUUGCUGGAGACCCUGAAGGGACAGUUUCUGCGCACUUUUAACCUGACACGUCCCGGCCCCCCUAUGCAGCCAGGGGCCACUCGAGUUGAGCCCCCUGAGUACAUGCUAGAGCUCUACAACCGCUUCGCCAAUGACCGAACGGCAAUGCCUUCUGCAAACAUCGUACGCAGCUUUAAAAACGAAGACUCCUCCCCAUGCAGCGUGGGACCUGGUGGGGUGAGACGACACCCACUUAUCUUCAACGUGUCUAUCCCACAUCACGAGAGAGUCACCGCAGCUGAGCUCCGACUCUACACUUUGGUCCAGACCGACCGCAACAAAUACGCUGGUGUUGACCGAAAAGUGACCAUAUAUGAGGUCAAACAGCUUAAAACGAACAGCAGUCAGCAAAUAAGAGGGGACAGUAUUGAGGGAGGAAAUCAAACCCAGCAAGAGGGAGAAACAGAAUUAGUGGAGUUGGCGUCUCGACAGGUUUACGGUACAGACAACGGCUGGGAAUCCUUUGACAUGACCGCUGCCGUGCAUCUUUGGCGGAAAUCAGACUACGGCACCACCCACAUGCUGGAGGUCCACAUAGCCAGUUUGAACUCUCAGAGUGAGACGUCAGCCGAAGGUAAGGAUGAAGACAACACCAGAGGAGGGAACAUGGACAUUGACACCAGCCCUGAGGACAAACACAAACCCUUAAUGAUCGUCUUCUCUGAUGACCAGAGCGGAGACCACCGCGGAGACAAACGAGAGCUGAAUGAACUGAUCCAGCAUGAGACUGAGCCGGGUGUUCAAGACAACCUUGAGCUAGAACUGAACGGUCUCUGGGACGACCUGGAAGUUAUGGGACAAAAAGAUGAGGAGCAGAGUGAGGAAGCUCUCCUACAGAUGCGCUCCAACCUCAUCUACGACACAGCAUCUAGAAUCCGACGCAAUGCUAAAGGCAACCAGUGUAAAAAGACUUCCCUCUAUGUGGACUUCAAAGACAUCGGCUGGGACAGUUGGAUCCUAGCGCCCUCCGGUUACGAAGCCUACGAGUGUACGGGGGCGUGCAUGUACCCGUUGACCAAACACGUUACACCUACAAAACACGCCAUUGUGCAAACCUUGGUCAGUCUGAAAAGUCCACAAAGGGUGUCCAGGGCUUGUUGCGUCCCCACUGAACUAGAUCCCAUCUCGUUGCUCUACCUAGAUGAUGCAGGUGUGGUGACAUAUCAGUAUAAAUAUGAAGGAAUGGUGGUAGCAAAGUGUGGAUGCAGAUAGUAUUUAAUGGACAUGGGGAAGUGGGGUGAAGCUGGGCCAAAAGCUUAGAGACUUGAUUGGAAGGAGACUAAAAGGCAGUCAUUGUCUACGGCCUACACACCAAGUUUUGGCAGUGGUUGAGCUUUUACUCCCAACCUUAACAGCGUUAGCAGGAGUCAUGAAAUCAUUGGAAUCUGGAGCCACGUGACGAAGGACCACAAUGCAAGAUUUAGUGGGAACGGUGGUCAUUACAUCCCUGCUGAAUAAGGAUUGGGUGGAACAUAAGACAAUAAUUGAACCACUGACACGCCUCGAGAUCAGCCGGGAUAAAUGAGCUGUUCUUAUCAGUAAAGACUGAAGUUUAAGUCAGAGAUUAUAUCAACUCUGACUCGUUACAUACUUGGCCAUAUCGUUUGCGUCAGCAAAGUCCUCACUAAGUGGGUGUUUCGUAGAGAUGGCAGCGAACUCAAGCACCACGGGGUCAGUCCAGUGACACUACCAGAGACAAGACGCCUGUGAAACAACCUGUUUCCAGUUUCCACAAAGCUUAGUAUCGUGACAACACCAAGUCAAUAUGCAGCUUCCUGCCUUAGAGAAUGCGUUUGAUAUGAACUGUCCAAGUUAAAGUGAAAACAUUAUCAGGGUAGAGGGGUAAAACAGAUUAGAACGGACCAGUCUGGACUUUCGAAAGUGUCUGAGAACAACUCGUACUUUGGAUAUUCAGUUAGCAAGUCAGUUUUGUGAAAUACUAUUACGACAACUGGUCUCAUUCAUUAACACAGAAAUUUGUGUGAAAUCUCCAUAUAAUUUUUUAAGGACAAAUCAUGAUUCAGCAAUAAAUUUCGUGCUAAAAAUCAUUCAAAAUUAAUGAAAAAAUUGAGAACUGCUGAAACCACACAUACACAAAAAUUACAUACUCAGGAUGGAAGAUGAAAUUUGAAUAGAUUUCAUCAUAUACAGUAAAAAGUAAUAAAGUACAUUAGAACUUAAGUUUCAGUGGUUUUCAAAAGAAAAACACAGAUAUGCUUGCAGUCAAACCAAAAAUUAUGCAGACACCAGAUAUAAUUUUAGAUUUUUUACUAGUGGGUGCAGAACACUAUAGUUCAUUUAUGUAAACUGUGACAUAUUAUACCCCAAUAUUUUUCAUACAGUGGACUACCAGUAAAAUUUGGGACCAAAAAUUAUUCAGACGCUUUGAC
Molecule: messenger RNA, 3024 nt
Organism: Labeo rohita (rohu)
Lineage: Eukaryota; Metazoa; Chordata; Actinopteri; Cypriniformes; Cyprinidae
Gene: bmp10
Product: bone morphogenetic protein 10
Exons: 2
Coding region: 380-1846 (488 amino acids)
Biological process (GO): SMAD protein signal transduction; BMP signaling pathway
Cellular component (GO): extracellular region
Molecular function (GO): growth factor activity; cytokine activity
Source: RefSeq, a predicted model, not a curated record